Alligator sinensis (Chinese alligator) is the source of this 1197-nucleotide messenger RNA. Its product is annotated as C-type lectin domain family 4 member F-like. The transcript has 6 exons. Bases 1 to 624 code for a protein of 207 amino acids. The record is from RefSeq and is a predicted model, not a curated record. NCBI's taxonomy places the organism in Eukaryota, Metazoa, Chordata, Crocodylia, Alligatoridae.
AUGGGCGUGGCCAACGGGGUCCCAUCAGGCUUUGCCAGAGGACAGCCAAAGACCCAAGGAGAAAACCUUCCUGAGUGCUCUCCAAAGAGAUCCCAUGUCCUCUAUGCUCUCCUCCUGCUGCUGAGCGUCCUCCUCGUGGCUUCUCUUGGUGGAGUUAUGGCCACAUAUGUCCAGGAGCGGCGGGAGAAGCACCGAGUGGCCAAAGUGGUUCAGGGAAUCCAAGACUUCUGGAAGGAAAACAGAACUGUGAACUUCUCUGUCCUGGAGCAGACAGGCCAGCAGCUGGUGGGUGAAAUUCAGCCAUUACGGGGCCUGUGGGAGGAGAUCGUCUCGCCCUGCGCUGUGCUCCAGGAGCAAUACCGCUACCUCCUGACCAGGGUUUCCCAAGGCUGGAGACAUCAUGGAGGGAACCUCUACUACUUCUCAGAGAAGAAAAGGUCCUGGAAGGAGGCCGAGCGCUUUUGCGUGUCCCAGAACUCACACCUGAGCUCCGUCCUCUCCCGGGAAGAGCAGGAGUAUCUUGCCACGCAAGUGAAAGAUGCAGAUCACUGGAUCGGGCUGAGUGACCAUGAGGCAGACGGCUCCUGGCGCUGGGUGGACGGCUCCAAGUACACGGCGGGGUAACGGCACUGGGACACUCUGGCCUGGGUGGAGCCUCUUGGAAAUUUCUGUUGACUUCAGAGUAUAAUCUUGGGCUGGAAGAGCCCUCAGGAGACCUCUAGUUCAUGUCCCUGCUCCAGGCAGGGCCUCCCAGUCUGCACCGUCCCACACAAGGGUUUGUCUGACCGACUUCCCCAGACAGAGAUUUCCCACCUCUCCAGGGACCUGCUUUUGUGCUGAACACCCUCAGAGCUGGAAAGGUCUCCCUAAGCUCCCACCCAGUCCUGCCAGCCUUUCCUCGCAGGUCAGGUUUUCUAGACCUCUGACCCCUUUGGUUGUUCUGCUGGCGUCCCUCCGUGGUGUCUUUGUGUUUCUUGAAGUGUUCCCCAUCGCAGGCUUCCAGGACCUCUGCGCUGCUCUAGAGACCAGUUUUGCAAAGAUGAGUGGGCUCCAGCGUGACAUGGUCCUAGCUCCUCACUCAGUAAUGGCUGGAGCUGGAGGACAGGGGAAAAGGGGUUGUGCACGUAACCCUUGAGAUGGUGGAGGUGUGGACAAGGAGAAGUGAGGCCCAGGACUCCCCUGGCAAUGGGGAAAGGG